Molecule: messenger RNA, 5740 nt
Organism: Toxotes jaculatrix (banded archerfish)
Lineage: Eukaryota; Metazoa; Chordata; Actinopteri; Toxotidae
Gene: radil
Product: Ras association and DIL domains
Exons: 22
Coding region: 263-3859 (1198 amino acids)
Biological process (GO): substrate adhesion-dependent cell spreading; neural crest cell migration; signal transduction
Cellular component (GO): microtubule
Molecular function (GO): GTPase binding
Source: RefSeq, a predicted model, not a curated record
GCUCGGAACAGGGGCAUCUGGGUGUUUUUUUUGCCCCGUUGUAUUUUCUGCCUUGUAGGGGAGACGGAGCGAGAGACGAGCCGAGAAGGAUUCCCCAGCACUAUGGAGCCACGCAUUGCAGGCAGCUGUGAAAGGUGACAGUGAAAUGAAAUGCAAAACAUCUGACCCUCAAUUCUAAACCCUUACUUGGUGCUGCUGCACAUAGAGGUGACAAUACAUAACUGCAUCAAGUUGUGGACCCUGUGAAGCCAACAGCAGCAUCAUGUUCUACGGUUCUUCCUCUGGGGCCAGUAUGUCCCUACCAUCCAAGAGCCGCCUGAAACGCCAGAGCAGGACCUUCACACAGGUCCUGUACCGUACUCUGAGUUACAGAGACCGUGUUCCAGCAGAAACUGGAACAAACACCCGUGGGGACCGGCGCUCAACAACUGAACCCCCAGAGCGACCGGCGGACGACCCAGCUGAACUCUCCACACAGAGCUCGGCCCCUGGCGUGCUGAAGAUUUUUGGAGAUGAAAUCUGUGCUGGUGCCAACUACAAGAGCGUCCUGGCCACGCCACGGUCCAGUGCGCAGGAACUGGUCAAAGAGGCACUCGAGCGUUACUCACUCAACAAGGAUGCUGCCCACUCUUAUGUCCUGUGCGACGUUAUCGGACGCUUGGAGGGGGGAGGUGGGAUUGGAGGAGGCGGGUGGCGGACUGAAUGCUUGCGUGCGCUGGGGGACAAUGAAAAGCCGCUGUUGCUCCAAGAGCUGUGGAAGCCCCGAGAAGGACACGCUCGCAGAUUUGAGCUGCGCAGGAGAGCAGAGGUGGAGGAACUCAACGCCAAGGAGAAGGAUACCAUCACUGCUGGGCCCAAAACCCCCCAAUUCCUGGCGGCUCUAAUGGGUCGGUCUGGGCUUGGCAAACACAGGAGCUCCCCCCUACGGUCUGGUCGAGUGGUACAGUCCAGCUCUAAAGAUAUUAAUGCCCAAGCUCGUAAGCUCCAGAGGAACAGGGCGAAGGGGACACUGACCCUGCCCCGGUCCAGCAACUCAUCCUUCUGCCGCAGCCUCAGUGAAACCAGCCUCAACCAGCUGGGAGUAGGAGAGGAGCCCAAACGUUAUUACUCCACUCUGCCAGGGCCCUUAAGGGGCAGAGAACGUGAAGUGGCCUCGAGCGGCCGGAGGAAAGAGGAGGGGAGUCAGGGAGGAGGAGGGGUGAGGCACUCUCUGUACCAGUCGCCACAUCUCCUGCUGCUGCAGGGAUACAAUCGGCAGGACUGCCUGGUGUACCUGCUGAACAGAGAGCAGCAUACAGUUGGUCAGGAGACUCCAUCAGCUCGCCCCAACAUCUGCCUGUUUUCUCCUGACAUCCUGCCCCUCCACUGCCGCUUGCGCAGAGUGCCCGCACCCCGUCGGCAUGCCAACAACAACAAGGGUGAAGAGCUGGCGGAGAGUCAGCGGUUCUGUGUUGCCGUUGAGCCUGUGCUCCACGCCACAGUUCUGGUGAACUUUUCCCGCUGCGAGCGCUCCACCACGCUGCGACAUGGUGACCUCCUCUCCUUCGGAGCGCAUUACAUCUUCCUGUACAAAGACCCCACGGGCGCUAAGCCUCUGCCUGCUCAGACUUUGGCACGCCUUCGCACCCUGGGGCAGCUUUACGAUGCAGGGGUGGAGGAAGGAGAGGGCGGGGCUCAGACUUGUAAAAUGUGUGGUACUGUGCUGAAGGACAGAGCAGCGCAGGUAUCGAGUGUUCCAGCAGUCAGACGCAGCUUCAAACCUCACCUGGUGAAGCCCCGGGAAGGAGGUGGAGGAGGUGGAGGAGGAGGAAGAGGAGGAGGAGGAGGAGGUCAGAAGAGGAGGUUACAGCUGGAGUUUGACCAGGCUCAUGAAGACCAGCUGUUGAACAGAAUCGUAUCCCUCAUAGAACCUGGAGGAGACGACCAUAAGCUGACACCAGCCUACCUCCUGUGUCUGUGCAUACAACACUCUGCCUCAACCUUCCCACCUGGGAGUUUUGGAAAACUGCUCCUCAAGAUCGUUCGGCGAAUCCAGACCAUUGCAUGGGAGAAGACAAAGGAGCUGGCUCAGAAGCAAGCUCAGCACCAGGACCCGGCCUCCCUGUCUCUGCUCAGUAUCUCAGACUUGGUCCCAGACCUGCAGACCAUCUUCUUCUGGAUGUCCAACUCCAUCGAGAUCCUCUACUUUAUACAGCAAAGAGCACCAGCAUACACACACACCAUGGAGACACUGCAAGGGUCAAAGGAGUCGUUGCUAUCGGCGACCAUAUCAGCCAAUGAGGAGUCAAUGACCAUCUUGGAAGAAGUGAUCAUGUACACUUUCCAGCAAUGUGUCUACUAUAUCACCAAGGCUCUUUAUGUAGUGUUACCAGGUUUGUUAGACUGUAAUCCAUUCCCAGUCGACAGCUCUGAACCCUGCUGGAAAGGAGGUGUAGGGUUUCCCGAACCUGUACGCAGGGUCCUGCAGGUGUUUCAAAAUGCCCAGGAGCUUUUGCAGGGCUACCAGGUCCACCCGGAGAUCCAGGCUCAGAUGUUUGCUUACCUCUUCUUCUUCUCCAAUGUGUCGCUGUUUAACCAGCUAAUGGACAAAGGUCCGUCUCGAGGGUGGUUCCAGCGGUCCAAAGUGCUGCAGAUUCAGGCGUGUUUGCGAAUGGUCAUGGAGUGGGCGAGCAGGUCCGGUCUGGGACAUCUGGCUGACAAAUUCUUCACCAAACUCAAUAGCGCUAUUUCAAUACUGGCCACAGCCCCACAACAGCUCACACAGCUAAGUUGGCGAGCGUUGUCCAGUGAGCACCCGACUCUGAAACCAGUCCAGCUGCACAGGAUUCUCACUCAGUACCAACUCACAGCAGAGAUCAACCCUGUCCCAAUAUGGCAGCCCAGCAGCGAGGACGAGGCUUACAUAUACAGAACAGUGGACCUCCUGGAGAGCUUUGAGAACCACCCUCCCAUAGUGCUGCCCAGCGCCGGCUUCAGAGUGGACUUGGACAGCGAGUGUGUGGAAGACAGCAUCUACAGACAGCUGCUCUACAUCCGCCACUACCUUUGGGGUCUACGCACCAAGACGCAAACACACACCAGCACUCCCAGCGUGCACACGCACUCCAACGGAACCAACACAGCUGACUGGCCCGACAUCCAGAGGGAGCUGCUGCCUCCGGCCCACAGCAGUCCCCGCUCUGGGGGUCCCGGGGACGAGGUGAUAGCAGAGUCAGGUGAGGAGAGAGGACGGGACAGACCCUCAGCUCAAACACAUACUCACAGCCUCAGAAGGAACGGCACCGCUCACCACCAUCGGACAGUAAACCCAGACCCAUCCUGCCUCUUGACCCCUCCCAACACCCCGCUGUACCCAGAAGGAGGAGGAGGAGGAGGGCCUGGGCCAAUCAUAGGCCCCAAUACUCAGACUAAUGGCUGCACGAGCAGAACUGUGACAGAAUGUAAGAAGGCCAACGGACUCAUCACCAAUGGACUGGAAGGGUGUAUUAGUGGGUGUGAGUUUCCUUUCCCUGUAUCCUCCCCUGGCGCCCCUCCCCUUCCUGAUGACUUGUGUGUGGUGUUUGUAGUGGAACUGGACAAGGGACCCUAUGGACUGGGCAUGGGACUCAUAGAUGGCCUGCACACUCCUCUCAACGCUCCUGGCAUUUACAUCCGGACUCUGAUCCCUGACGGACCUGCUGCCUCCGACGGCAGACUGAGGAUCGGAGACCGCAUCCUGGCAGUGAAUGGGACCAGUCUGAUAGGAGCAGACUACCAAAGCGCGGUGGAUCUUAUUCGUCUUGGAGGAGGUCGACUACGUUUCCUGGUAGCCAAGUCUGACCCUGAGGUUUCAGAAAAGAUCAGUGCCUCCUCCUGCUGACCACCUCCAUGGCCCAGCUAAGAUGCAUACACACUACACGAGAGGUGGGACAGUGAGACAUACAGAUGUGUGCACUGAUGAACAGGGUACACACAAACACACACCCGUGCGUACAUACGCCGCAUGAAAUAUGAAUGUGAAACCCAAUGUCAGCACAGCACAAAGCCAAGCAAUCGAGCUGGAGAUAACGCUCCAUGACUCCACUCCACAGCUGCCAGACCUGCCUCCCUCAUGCUGACUCCUACAGGGUCUGUGUGACAGACAGAAUCUGUAACCCACCACGACAUCAAAGGAAUAUGCUGCAAGGAAAGUUGCCUAAUUAAUCAGCGUUUGAGGUGGGCGAGGUCUAACCAGCCUGUAUGCAGUCUGAUAUGGUUUGAAAGCACAGUAGAUGGUAGGGUUUUAAUUUCUCAUCAGCCAGCCCUUAGAGCAUGUGCGUACAUUGGACUUUUUCCAACUGUAUUUUUGAGUAAUUUGUAUUAGUAAUUCACACAUUAAGUAGCAUAGUAAAAUAGCUACCCAGCUCUCAGACAAAAGGAUUCUGAAACUGUUGGACACAAACUGAAAAUGUACUUCACACGUGGAGACAACCUCAGUGAAAGCUGAAUGUCUUACAUGGUGCUUUUAGAGUGGAAUGUUUUAUAAACCUGUUUGUUAGCGACUCCCAAAGCAUUAUAACUGUCUGCUCUUAAACAGACUUAAAGCAUUGUUUAUGAAUGUUGACUUUUGUACUGGCAGGCAGAGGAAGCAAACUCAAGAAUGUUAAGACAUACAACCCAGCUCUCCUUUUUCACAUUUAACCUCAUCAUUGAACUUUACCGCCACUGGAAAAAAGAUGAACUCUCGAGGCUUGACACACACACACAGCAGAUGUGCAGUUGUUGUGGGACAUUGUUUAUUAAUUACCGGAUCAUCAACACAUCAUGCUUCACUCCAGAGUUUCUGGUGCACAAGUGUGUAUAAAGCAACUGUUUUCUUGUGAAUAUAUGCUGUAUGUAUCUGGUUAAGAUGUAAAUAAUUGUUUGUAAUAAUAUUUAACAUUUGGUCACAUACUGUUUGGACAAAAGAGAAUCUGCAUUUGGGGAAAUCAGUCAAGCUUUUUUUCUGAAACGUGUAAAUUCUGAAACCUACUGAUGGGGAAAAAAGAAACUGUAUUUUCUGGAAGGAGAGAAAUAUAGUUGAGGUUUGUGUAAGUUCUAAAUAUUAUUCAUUUACUUUAAGUCCAGUGAAUACAAAGGUUGUGCGCUGUAGAACUGCAUACUACUGUUCACACAGGUGGUUAAAGGGUCACUACACCUACACCACAAAGAAAUAUGUAUGUUGUCACUUCUAGCAAUAUAAAACCAUUCAGAUUUUGGUCCUUUUUUUGUCCAAGCUUCUGACGUAUCUGUUGAAGAGAUUUCUACCUUCAACAAAUGCAGUGGGGAUGAAUGGAAUUUGUUUGUGGAGUACUGAAAAUUUAUAUAGAAAACAUUCAACAGCAGUGUCCCCAUUACACCGGAUAAUCUACCAAUUUAACUAUGGUUUUCAUGGAGACUAUUUCUUUUCAUGGAAAGUCAUAAAGUCAUGAGGUUGAAAAGGUUGCUGAUGAAUUUUCAAGUAACUUAAGUAUGUGAGCACAAAACAACAAAAUUCCAUUCAUCUCCAUUGUAUUAGGGCGGAAGCACUUAAAUCUCUGGCACAUCUAAAAACCUAAAGAAAAAAACAAAACUUUGUGCAUGACUAGAUACAGAACUGUACUGACCCUUUAAAUUAGGGAUGCACCGAUCCACAUUUUUUCACUUCCGAUCCGAUCCCGUUACCUGAAUUUGGAUAUCUGCCGAUACCUAUACUAUUCAGAUUCCAGAGCUCUCUUUGCUUUAAUAUUAUCAUUAUCAUUAU